CCGGUGACUCCGAGCAGCUGGCCGGCGCAGGUCCUCCUCGUGUCACGGCUGAUGCCCUUUUUUUUUAAAGCCUUAACACUGAAGCGUUGGGAUUUUAGUAGCGAGUGAGAGUCCGGGGAUUGAAUGUGUUAAAAACGAUGCCGAGGAAGUUGGAAAGUAAUGAGCGAGGAUGCUGAAGCCGCCGGCAAGCCCGCUUUGUUCGCAGGAGCGCAGGGCUUUUGUGCCGCUGUCAUCCCGCAGCUGGUUCCGUGCUGCUUUGUCUUCACCUGGCCCUCUGAUUCCGACCGUGAGGAGUGUGGGUUGCCAGGUUCGGACUACAACCACCAGCAGCAGGUCGGGAUCAUGAGUAGUCCGUAUGGGGCUGGUGCCAGUGCUGGUGCUACCGGCGGGGCCAGAGAGAGGGGGGGUGCAGAACAUUACCGGGAACAACGGCGGCGCUCCAGUGAUCGCUCACGGGAGUCUUCCCACGAGAGAGGAGAAAACCAGCUGACGCCUUGCAUCAGGAAUGUUACCUCUCCUACUCGACAGCAUGACCGUGAACGUGGUGAUGGAGGCUCCUCCUCCAGAUCCUCCAGUCCACGUCCUCCCAGGGUCUCUCAUCCCUGUUCCCACAUUGGUGCAGCUUUCAACGGGGGGCACAUACCUCGGCUCUUAGGUCCUCCUGGGGGGGAGCACCAACCCAGCCUAGCGGUUCAAGGAUCCUGUGAUAUGAUCUACGUGUACGACCUGUGCAGCAAAGAGCACCGUGGUGGGCUGCGACCAGGAGAGAGAGUGACGCUUAUUGUGGACAACACCAGAUUUGUGGUGGAUCCUGGAAUCUUCACAGCUCAACCCAACACCAUGCUGGGCAGGAUGUUUGGUUCCGGGAGAGACAACAACUUCACUAGACCCAAUGAAAAAGGAGAGUUUGAAGUGGCAGAUGGCAUCAGCUCUACUGUCUUCAGAGCCAUCCUGGAUUACUACAAGUCUGGGAUAAUCCGCUGCCCUGACGGUGUUUCCAUUCCCGAGCUAAGGGAGGCAUGUGACUACCUCUGUAUCUCCUUCAACUACAGCACCAUCAAGUGCAGAGACCUCAGUGCCCUGAUGCACGAGUUGUCCAACGACGGAGCCCGGCGUCAGUUUGAGUGUUACCUGGAGGAGAUGGUGCUGCCGCUGAUGGUGGCCAGCGCGCAGAGCGGCGAGAGGGAGUGUCACGUGGUGGUGCUGACGGACGACGACGUGGUGGACUGGGACGAGGAGUACCCGCCCCAGAUGGGAGAGGAGUACUCGCAGAUCAUUUACAGCACCAAACUCUACCGCUUCUUCAAGUACAUAGAGAACAGAGACGUGGCCAAGUCGGUGCUGAAGGACCGAGGCCUGAAGAAGAUCCGGCUGGGAAUAGAAGGAUACCCAACCUACAAGGAGAAGGUGAAGCGCCGCCCCGGGGGCCGCCCCGAGGUCAUCUACAAUUACGUGCAGCGUCCGUUCAUCCGCAUGUCCUGGGAGAAGGAGGAGGGGAAGAGUCGCCACGUCGACUUCCAGUGCGUCAAAUCCAAGUCCACCACCAACCUGGCGGCGGCGGCGGCGGACAUUCCCCAGGACCAGCUGGUGGUGCUGCACCCGCAGGGGCAGGUGGACGAGCUGGACACGCUGCCCCCGCCCCCCGGCUCAGGCGACCCCCACCUCCCCGGGACCAGGCCGGGCCCGGACAGCAGCCCGCAGGCCUGCGACGGUCCCAGCCCCCAGGCCCCGGAGCUCCCGGGCCCGCCUGCACCCAGCAGCACCCACACUCAGGCCACCUACCGCUACGAGCCCGACCCCGACUCCCCCUCCGCCUGACCCGGCCGGCCCGCACCUCCGCCCCCCUCCCUCCCCGUGUUCACAGCACCAGCAACCAGUGCUUUCAUUACACAGAGACACGGUCAACGCUACGAAACAGCAAACAAGCUCAGAAAUUCUCCAAGCAUCAACUGUGGGUGUCGUUCUCACAAACCAAGCACCUGAUUGGCCCGUUACAGCCAAUAAGCACACAUGAUCUGGCAUCUUAAAAUGAAAGCACUUCUGGCCAGCCGUUGCUUUCUUGCGAGCACAGAUUUGUUUUCCUCCCUCAAACUCUGACCCCGCAGACUUUUAGAAGUCCUUACUCUUUCCUCCUCUUCCUCCCGGGUGGCAAAACACCACUUUGCCUUCUGUUGCACGUCUGCUGCAGCCUCUUGGUCCACACAGCAUCCGAGUGCACAAGAACGUAGUCGGCAGGAGUCCUCACUCAGCUCUGUUCGCUCAGGCUACGUCCACAUUAAUACCAUUUCCGUCCAUAACCCUUUUAAAGUCGUGCCAGUUAUGCAUCCGCUCCAUUCAGAUAGAAAUCAACCAUUUAUUUAUUUCCCCUCCUUUCGGUUUUUAAAUGCAGGUGUUGGAGUCUGAGGACAGUGGACAGAACUGUAAACAUUUAGAAACGGAGAAAUAGAUGUCCCACUUGGUCUCCUGGGUUUCUGUGUCCUGUAUCCUGUGAUCAUCACCAGAAGACGACACAGGUGUCGUCCUUGGUGUCAGCCGUCAUACAGCCAAAGUCUGUAUUUAGCAACAAUAACACUGCAACUGCCUGUAUGCGAGGAACAAUCUACAGCAAAAUAACCUCCAUCAGUCUGUAAGCGCACAUGCAGGGCGAGCAGGUGACCAUGUGAUGCACGUCCAGAGACGGAGAUCCCAGACGGACUAUUGUGGACGUAGCCUCAGUCUGUUCUUUUAUCUGACCAAAGGAGUUCUGUUACGUUCUGUACGUGUGAAGACUUGAGUACUGUUUUACAUUAUAAUGAAGUGCGUGAGAGUGUGUUUGUGUUUUUUUUUUUAAUGGAAUGUCGUACCUCCCGGGGAAAGUGCAUUUCAGUGUCUCUUAGGGGCCACUAUUCACAUUACUUUUUCCAGUGGAGGUCAUAUUGAGUUUAAAAUAUUUAAGAGAUGCUUAUUGAAGACUUUUCUUGUUUUUUUUAAAGAUGUAUUCCUGUUUAUUUGAUUCCUUAAGGAGUUUUUACAGUUUCAGUUUCGACUGCGCUGCUCUGAAAAUCUGCACAGAUUCAUUGUCACUGCUGUGAACAUACAGGAUGUCAGAACACUUUUCUAAUAAAAGCUAUUCACAAAAACUU
This is a messenger RNA of Cololabis saira (Pacific saury), 3122 nucleotides long. Its product is annotated as BTB/POZ domain-containing protein 10-like. The record is from RefSeq and is a predicted model, not a curated record. The transcript has 8 exons. The coding region runs from base 160 to 1818 and encodes 552 amino acids. Gene Ontology annotation, cellular component: cytoplasm. Gene Ontology annotation, biological process: positive regulation of phosphorylation. Gene Ontology annotation, molecular function: protein binding. Lineage: Eukaryota; Metazoa; Chordata; Actinopteri; Beloniformes; Belonidae.